This is a messenger RNA of Morus notabilis, 3853 nucleotides long. RefSeq names its product probable LRR receptor-like serine/threonine-protein kinase At2g16250. Gene Ontology annotation, molecular function: protein kinase activity; protein binding; ATP binding. The coding region runs from base 583 to 3231 and encodes 882 amino acids. The transcript is spliced from 4 exons. Gene Ontology annotation, biological process: hormone-mediated signaling pathway; protein phosphorylation. Lineage: Eukaryota; Viridiplantae; Streptophyta; Magnoliopsida; Rosales; Moraceae. The record is from RefSeq and is a predicted model, not a curated record. Gene Ontology annotation, cellular component: plasma membrane.
UCUCUCUCUCUCUAAAAAGUAAGAGAGAGAGAGAGGGUGAUAGCCAAAGCAGCUCUUGGUCAGACCUUUUUUUUUUGUUUUUUAUAUACAAAUAAUUUGUUCAACAAUAAAAGGAGCCCAUUUUCUUUUUCGGCUUAAAAUUUUUAAUUUUUCUCUUUUGUCAACAGAAGAAACAGAAGAAGAAAAGCAUUUAGAGGGCGACAGAAAAGUAGUUGCGGAGAGAAAGAUUUAAAAAAAAAGAAGAAAAAAAGAAAGAAAAGAAAAGAAGAGAAAGCCGAAGAAAGUGAAUACAGAUUUGCUGCACACGACCUGUUCGAAGAAGGAAUAAAAAAAAAAAAAAAAAAAAAAAAAAAAAAAAAAAGAUAGAAAAAUCAAACUCAAAAAGCUUGUCAAAAUCAAGGUAAGAGCUUCCCCGUUACCUCCUUCACUUUUUCUAGAGAGAGAAACUCAAACAACACUUCUAGAGAGAGAAGGAAGAACAGAACACAACACAACACAUUGUUGUAACAUUAUUGUUACACUCGAAAACGAAAACACAUGUAUUUUCGUAGCAGCUUACGUACUUGAUGGAUCUCCAUAACCAUGGUGGAUCAGCGCAGUAGCAGAGUAUUGCCCUUCUUCUUCUUCUUCUUCUUGUUCUACUUCUUCGUCUUGUUGGGGCCCACAUUUGAGCAGCAACUGAGUUCGCAGCUCGAGUUCAGGGCCCUGUUCGAACUCAGAUCGUCGUUGGGACUCCGAGGCAAAGAGUGGCCGAGGAAAACCGACCCUUGCCUCUGGAACGGCGUCGUUUGCGAGGAUGGAAGAGUCGUUUCGCUUAACAUCUCUGGGUUUAGGAGAACCCGUCUGGGUCGCCAAAACCCUCAAUUCUCCGUCAAUGGCUUGGCCAAUUUGACCCUUUUGCGGUCUUUCAACGCCUCCAAUUUCCUCCUUCCCGGCACGAUUCCCGAAUGGUUCGGUCAUAGAUUGAACUCUCUUCGAGUUCUUGAUCUUCGUUCUUGUUCUAUUUAUGGGUCUCUUCCUUAUAGCCUCGGCAAUUUGACGAAUCUCACCGGUUUGUAUCUUUCUAGAAAUAAUCUCUCUGGAUCUAUUCCUUCUUCUUUCACCAAUCUCAAGAAUCUUUCGUUUUUUGACUUGUCGUCGAAUUUCUUGUCCGGUUCGAUUCCGCUCGAGAUUGGGACAUUGUCAAGGCUUCAAGCUUUGAACCUCUCAAGCAAUAACUUGUCCGGUUCGAUUCCUGCUAUACUUGGGGACCUUGGAGCACUGGCUGACCUUGAUCUUAGCUUCAAUUCGUUUUCGGGUUCGGUGCCGCCGGAGUUGCGUGGUCUGCGGAGCUUGAAAAAAUUGUUGAUUGGGAACAAUUUGCUUUCUGGGUCUUUGCCUGACAAUUUGUUUAGCAAUCCAAGUAGUUUGGAGACCAUAGUUCUUAACCGUAAUAGCUUCAAUGGUGGAAUUCCUAGCGUGGUUUGGUCUGCACCCGGAUUGCGGUUUCUCGACGUCUCCGGGAAUAACUUCACCGGUCAGCUGCCUAAUUCCAGCUUGAGUGAUAAUGCCACUGUUGAUAGAGUGCUCAAUAUGUCCGGGAAUUUGUUUUACGGCGGUCUGUCGACGGUGCUUAGACAGUUCGGUUCCGUUGAUCUGUCCGGAAACUAUUUCCAGGGUGGGGUUCCGGAUUACGUUGUAGUCAAUGCGUCUCUUGACAGUAACUGCCUACAGAAUUUGAGAAACCAAAGGAAUCUUUCGGAUUGCGAAUCGUUCUAUGCCGAGAGGGGUCAAAAUUUUGAUGCACCGAGUCCUGCUCCCUCUCCUGCGGCGGAGAGGGAGACUUCUAAGAAGAGCAAUAGGAGGACGAUCAUUUUGGCUGCGGUUCUUGGCGGGGUUGGUCUUAUUUUGCUUUUGGCUAUAUUGCUGGUUUUAGUCCUUGUAUGUCUCCGAAAGAGAGGUGAUACAACACAAAGAGGAGUUGGUGUUGGGCCUGUUCCCGGCAGUAGCAGCCCCCCUCCCGCGGCAACCAUUAACUAUUCGAGCGUAGGAGAUGCGUUUACAUAUCUGCAGCUGCUCCAGGCCACAAGUGACUUUAGUGACGCAAACCUCAUAAAGAAUGGUCACUCGGGAGAUCUCUUCCGUGGCGUGCUGGAAAGUGGAAUACCUGUAGUCAUCAAAAGGAUCGAUUUGCGCUCGGUUAAGAAGGAAGCGCACCUUGUGGAGUUGGAUUUCUUUGGUAAAGCUUCACACACGAGAUUUGUACCCUUUUUGGGACAUUGCUUAGAGAAUGACAACGAGAAAUUCUUAGUUUACAAAUACAUGCCGAAUGGGGACUUAUCAAGUUCCUUAUACAAGAAAAACAACACAGAGGACGACAGUUUACAGUCGUUGGAUUGGAUCACAAGACUGAAAAUUGCGUUAGGAGCGGCGGAGGGUCUUUCUUAUCUGCAUCAUGAAUGCAAUCCGCCACUCGUGCAUAGAGAUGUGCAAGCAAGCAGUAUACUUCUUGAUGAUAAAUUUGAAGUGCGGCUAGGGAGCCUGAGUGAGUUCUGCACUCAAGAAGGGGACAUUCAUCAGAGCAAGAUUACGAGGUUACUGCGUUUGCCACAGUCUUCUGAGCAAGGUGCUUCUGGUACACCCACUGCAGUAUGUGCAUACGAUGUUUAUUGCUUCGGAAAGGUCUUACUUGAGUUGGUGACGGGUAAACUUGGCAUCAGUGCUUCAAGUGACGCCCAAGCAAAGGAAUGGUUAGAUCAAACAGUACCAUACAUCAGUAUAUAUGACAAGGAACUUGUUACAAAAAUAGUGGAUCCAUCCUUGAUUGUGGACGAUGACUUACUGGAGGAAGUAUGGGCCAUGGCCGUGGUUGCCCGGUCCUGUCUAAAUCCGAAGCCCUCAAGGCGACCCCCAAUGAGAUACAUUCUCAAGGCUCUGGAAAACCCUUUAAAGGUGGUAAGAGAAGAGAAUUCAGGCUCUGCGAGGCUCAGAACAACCUCCUCUAGAGGGUCUUGGAAUGCUGCUUUGUUCGGUAGCUGGCGUAGCUCAUCUGACAUAACAGUCAUUCCAGCAGUUUCCUCAACCAAAGUGGAGGGUGGGAGUGGCUUAAAACAUUCGGGAACGACGGGUUCACAGGGAAGUGGGCAGAAUGGAGGAGGGGGUGAACAUUCGUCCUCGUACAGACGGCAUUCUAGGGAGAUAUUCCCCGAACCAUCUAGCGUACAAGAUGUAGAAAGACCGGAUCAGGACUAGCUAAGACAUGUUAAAAUUGUUCUUGAUUCUUUUGUCAAUAAUACAACAGGCUUUCCUAAUUUGAGUGCCUGUUUGUGGUACCCCCAGCUUGCUUUUCUUCUCGAUUUUGAAGUCAAGAUGAUGUUUUCAAGCCAUUUUUUGUGUUGCAAAAGGCACACAUCUUCUCUGGCAGGGAAGGAGUGAAAGUAGCAUCAGAAGAUUAUUUGACUCCAGAAAAUCUGUACAAGUUUUGUUUGAUGGUGAUGAAUCUGGGAAGAAAAUUUGGGAGCAGAGAAGGUUCAGGGGUGCCACUGGCGGAUAUGGUUCUUAUUUGUUUGCCGGCUUGUUUAUGGCAUAAACAGGCUACAAUUUUUAUGCAAUUAAUUUCUCUCUGUUCUUUUUUUUUUUGUUUUGUUUUGUUUUUUUUUUACGUUUUUUUUUUCUUUGGGGUUUUGCUUAGUUUCUGAUCCUCUUGUGGAAUGUAAAUUGUAAUUGUUAAAGAUCCCUUAAUUCAAAAUCAGAUUUCACAUUUUGGUCCACCAAGAAGAGGAAAUGUUAGCGGUUACUAGGAGAAUCACUGUAAUGAGGGCUUGUGUUUAACUUCCACAUCUAAUCCCAUUCCUUCAAGCUCGGGAGUACUGUU